Messenger RNA from Gilbertella persicaria, 2769 nucleotides. Its product is annotated as rRNA processing/ribosome biogenesis-domain-containing protein. Gene Ontology annotation, cellular component: nucleus. Gene Ontology annotation, biological process: rRNA processing. The record is from RefSeq and is a predicted model, not a curated record. The transcript is spliced from 7 exons. The coding region runs from base 452 to 2698 and encodes 748 amino acids. NCBI's taxonomy places the organism in Eukaryota, Fungi, Mucoromycota, Mucoromycetes, Mucorales, Choanephoraceae.
AGAGAGAGAGAGAGAGAGAGAGAGAGAGAGAGAGAGAGAGAGAGAGAGAGAGAUUGUUGUUAUUGCCUCUUUUGUUCUUUGUUUUUAUUCACUUUUAAGCCAAAGACAUACAUAUACAUCAGAAAAGAUAAACUUUAAAACCAAUGGGUACAAACGUCUUGUAUUAAAUAUAACAAACAGGUCGCUUAGUCGUGUUUGGUCCACACAAAUAAUUUCGACCUUCUAUCUAUGUUGUAUCUUGCUAUCCAUGCUUUAGAAUAGAGUCUUGAUGCUUUAUUGCAUUGAUAUUUGAUGAACUUGUAUUUCAUUUAGAAUGCAUUGGUUCAUGUUUACAAUUAUGCAAAGAAGACUUAGUGACUGCCUAAACGGUGCAGUGGCUUAGUCCAUAUCAUUUUUUAGCUGACAAGUCUACACUCUUUUCACCCUUUUCUCUCUUAUAGACGCGCUCACCAUGUCUCUUCAGCUAUCUUCCACUAGCAAGCAUGUACAGCUCACCAACAGUCUCCUUAGUCUUUACAUGACCAAUGACAACCUUAUUCAUCAAAACUUGUCUUUCAUUCUCGACACGAUUGUCAACCACCGUUUAUUUAACGUGACAGAAACCGAAGAAAUAGCUGCUGUCCAUCGAAAAUGGACUAUUCGACUCAAUGCACUUUUACAGUCUAAAAAUAUCCCUGCUCGCUGGUGUGGUAUUGUACUUGUGCGUGUGACUUGUGAAAACUCGCAUACGUUGCUUCUUGCGCAUGCUAAAUCAUGGUGUGCUCAACUCUUGGGCUUUGUAGGCAAACCAGAGCCUACCCUGAUCCAUCAAGAAUCCAUCCAGACAUUAUCGUCUUUAUUUUCUUAUACGGCCGAUAAACCUGAAUUACAAAGAGAGAUUGCCACACCUCAUCUUCAGCGUUACAAUCAACUGUUGCUUCAAUUAGGUCGUAAAGAUGAAUUGCUUCCUGUGGUGUUGAAUGCAUUGGUAGCCAAUGUGAAGUCAUUUCCUUCUACAGCUCGACAUAUUUCGGAACAAUGUCUUCAGAUCUGUCUUUCGUGUCUAGAUGGCUCAAAAGAGGUCAGUCCAGAGACCAUCAAGGCAGCCAAUCAGUGUCUUGUUUGUCUGUAUAUUGCUGGUGGUAAAGCACAGAUGGCAGAUCAAUGGAAAGAUAGUUUAUUACGUCUGAUUGGCUCUGUUCAUGAAUGUUUGAGUCGAUUGUUUGAUACAGUAGAUGAAGAAUCCCUUGAUUCAGAAUUACCAAAAUCAUAUCCAUUCCUUCCUGUUUCUUCAGAUUAUGUCGAUGCUUUUCCUGUCUUGCUUCGACGUAUUCAACUGAUCCAGGAUUGUAUCUCUACCUUUUUAACUACAUCUACUUCUAUUGCUGUAGGUGUUCCUGUGGUCCAUUUAGUUGAUUUGAUUUGUCGUGUCUAUAAUGUGUUUGAAGGAUCAUUGAUGCGUGAAUUUAAAGACAAGAGUGAAUUUCUGACAUUGAUGAUGUGUCUUCCUACUUUACAUUUAAGUACAGCCAAGAUGUUUACCAGUCUAUUGUAUUGUUCUGGUCAAGAAUUGACUCGAUACAACAAACUCUUUUCUCGUAUUCUGCUUCGUCUCUUAAACGAACACAAACACAAACGCACAUUGAAGACAUCUAUCUAUCAAUUGAUAUCCUUAUGCUUAGAGAAAUGUGGCUAUAGUUUUGCUGAACAUAUCUGUAAACCCUUGGUAUCGUCUAUCCUUCAAGACCUUCAUAUUGUUGAACACAAAAUAACGGCUGUUCAACAUCAGCACAAGAAAAGAAAGACAGAAGUCACGAAUUCAGAUGCACUGACAAAUAAACUCGUCUCCGUCUCAUCCACUGAUGUCCAAAUAGCAGCACUCCAAUCCCUCUGUACUCUAUUGGAAGUGUUUGGAUUUGCUAUGGAGAACAACACAAGGGCAUCUGUCGAUAGUUUGAUUCUCUCUCGACUAAUCCAAAUCAUGCCACCGAGUGAUAUGUCAAAUGAAGACGUGAUUCUUGUAAAAGCAGUGUUGUACACUUGCUUAAUUGCUUCUGUCACACAUCCUAUGGAGACACAGGCCAGUAUUCUUCCCCACGCUGCUCGGCUCUUCUCUGCAGGUAUCAAUGACCAGUCACAUCAGUUACAGUCUAUCUGUAGAAAGGGAGCCAGUGUAUGUGAUUUAAUUAUGCAUGCAAGAUUGCCUCCUGUUCAACGUGUCAUGCCAAAGACGGCACCUGUAGUGACAGUACAAGCAUCAGAACAAGCAUCAGAACAAGCAUCAGAACAAGAAUCAGAACAAGAAUUAGAACAAGAAGAAACAAUUCAAGAACAGCCAGUUGACAAACAAGAUAUCCGCAUGGUCACCGAGACUCUAGAACAAGUCAUUGAAAAGCCUUCUAUCACUUUGCCUUCUGUUCAAGAAUCUAUCUCUCUAGAGACAAGCAAUUCUAUUUCUUUAGAAAGAAAAGAAGAGACAAGCAAGUCUGUUAUUUUAGAAGAAGAAGAAGUAGUGUCUAUUUCCUUAGAAAAAGAAGAACAGUCAGAUAAGCCUGUCUCUUUAUUACAUGUUCAAGAUCAUAGUCCCUUGAUAGAUACGACACCUAUUAAGCCUAGUACAACUGCCACUGAAUUAGAAGCCAUUGACUUGAGCCUUGAUAUCGAUAUGGAUAUGCCCAUGAUUGACUUGACUGGACCUGACUCAGAAGAUGAAGAAUAAAAUAAGGUUUUCUCUUUUGUAAAUAAGCUUGAUUAUGUAACAUGAUUUAAAAUAAACAGUGGUUAAGUUUA